This is a messenger RNA of Capsicum annuum, 1137 nucleotides long. RefSeq names its product golgin candidate 5-like. NCBI's taxonomy places the organism in Eukaryota, Viridiplantae, Streptophyta, Magnoliopsida, Solanales, Solanaceae. The coding region runs from base 442 to 711 and encodes 89 amino acids. The transcript is spliced from 7 exons. The record is from RefSeq and is a predicted model, not a curated record.
UCUGAAGCAAUUAGCAUCACUCAAGUUAGUAUAUGUAACUACAAAAACUAACACCGGCAAUCACAGGAUGCAUCAAGCGACCCUACAAACAGGGAACAGAAGAAAGAAGUCACUGAGGAAUCUCCUCCAGUUGAAUCACAGGAUGCAUCAAGUGACCGAACAGAUAGUGGAAGACCUUCUGUUUUAGAUUCUGUAACUGCACGUGAAGGUGGAAGUUUUGAAGAGCAUUCUAAUAGGAGCUUUCUUGGUGACCAGCACAUAGAUGAAGGUCUGAAGAGGGUAUCUGAUUCAGUUAUGCUUGAACAUGAGUCACUUAGUAGGCCUGUUGAGGCUACCUAGCGAGGCAAUGAGAUUGACCUUAAAGAACAACGGUUAAGCUCAGGAAGCAACUCUUCAGAUGUUACAUAUUCAUUGGUUGAGCUGGAGAAGCUGAAAAAGGAAAUGAAAAUGAUGGAAACUGCAUUACAAGGAGUUGCUAGACAAGCUCAGGCAAAAGCUGAUGAAAUUGCGAAGUUGAAGAAUGAAAACGAGCAAUUGAAGGCUGUCAUUGAGGAUCUGAGAAGGAAGUCCAAUGAUGCAGACGAAUCUCUGCGAGAAGAGUACCAUCGAAAAGUUUUUGCUCUUGAGAGGAAGGUUUAUGCUCUCACCAAAGAAAGGGAUACACUUCGCAGGGAACAGAAUAAGAAAAGUGAUGCUGCAGCUCUUCUAUAAAAUAAAGAUGAGAUAAUUACUCAAGUAAUGGCUGAAGCUGAGCAGCUUUCAAAAAAGCAAGCUGCCCAAGAAGCUCAGAUGAGAAAGUUAAAGGGCACAGUUAGAUCAGAGAGCUUGAAGAAGAGAAGAAAGGAUUACAUACCAAGCUUGAGAUACAGCUGAAGUUCAUCUAAAGAGGGGAGAAAUGUUCAAGAUCUGUUUGGUAUGAAGGAAAAUAUUUGUUGAUGAUAAGUCACUUUUUGGGGUUUUGUUGCCAAAAAAUAUUUUCCACCAAAAAGGGAAGGGGUAAAUGUCUUCUUUUACAUAUGUAUGGAAGUUAUUUUUCUUCACAGUUAUCACAACUUCUAACUUCAUACAACAGCUCCGACCAACACUUAGAAUUAUAAAUCCUUAUUCAUCAACAUACUAACCAAUUUGCUAACAUCA